This is a messenger RNA of Loxodonta africana (African savanna elephant), 5411 nucleotides long. It is a transcript of the gene TRPM2, whose product is annotated as transient receptor potential cation channel subfamily M member 2. Bases 105 to 4610 code for a protein of 1501 amino acids. NCBI's taxonomy places the organism in Eukaryota, Metazoa, Chordata, Mammalia, Proboscidea, Elephantidae. The transcript is spliced from 32 exons. Gene Ontology annotation, molecular function: ADP-ribose diphosphatase activity; ligand-gated calcium channel activity. Gene Ontology annotation, cellular component: plasma membrane. The record is from RefSeq and is a predicted model, not a curated record. Gene Ontology annotation, biological process: release of sequestered calcium ion into cytosol.
CAACCCCGCCAUGCUGUGUUUGUGGAACCUCACACUCAGCAAGCUAGAGGAAAGUUUGUCCUGACAGUGGAGGCAGUGGCCCGGCUGGAGCUAGGACAGCCGGGAUGGAGCCCUCAAGCCCAAGGAAGCUGGGCCGUAUGCAGGAGGAUGGCUUCGAGCUGCAGCCCAGGAGGACCACUGACCGGGGGCUGGUCUCCAACCUCCGGCGCAGCACCAGCAGCCUCUUCAAGAGCAGGAGGCUGCAGUCCACCUUUGGCAACAGUGAAAAGCAAGAAAAUCUCAGUUCAUGGAUUCCUGAAAACAUCAUGAAGAAAGAAUGUGUGUAUUUUGUCGAAAGCUCCAAAAUGUCAGAUGCUGGGAAGGUGGUGUGUAUGUGUGGCUACACGCGCGAGCAGCACUUGGAGGAGGCCAUCAAGGCCCACGUGUUCCAAGGCCAGGAGUGGGACCCCAGAAAGCACAUCCAGGAGAUGCCCACAGAUGCCUUUGGUGACAUUGUCUUCAUAGGCUUGGGCCAGAAGGAGGGAAAGUAUGUCCGAGUCUCCCAAGACACACCUUCCAGCGUUAUCUACCAUCUCAUGACCCGGCACUGGGGUCUGGAUGUCCCCAACCUCUUAAUCUCGGUGACGGGUGGGGCCAAGAACUUCAACAUGAAGCCGAGGCUAAAAAGCACCUUCCGGAGAGGACUGGUCAAGGUGGCCCAGACCACAGGGGCUUGGAUCAUCACUGGGGGAUCCCACACUGGGGUGAUGAAGCAGGUGGGUGAAGCGGUGAGGAACUUCAGCCUGAGCAGCAGCUACAAGGAAGGUGAUGUCAUCACCAUUGGAGUUGCCACGUGGGGCACUGUUCAUAACAGGGAGAGUCUGGUUCACCCUAAGGGUGGCUUCCCUGCUGAGUACGUCCUGGAUGAGGAAGGCCAGGGGAACCUCACCUGUCUGGACAGCAACCACUCCCACUUCAUCCUGGUAGAUGAUGGCACCCAUGGCAGGUAUGGGGUGGAGAUUCCCCUAAGGACCAGGCUGGAGAAGUUCAUAUCAGAGCAGACAAAGGAAAGGGGAGGGGUGGCCAUCAAGAUCCCCAUCGCCUGCAUGGUGCUGGAGGGCGGCCCUGGCACGCUGCAAACCAUCUACAAUGCCAUCACCAGUGGCAUCCCCUGCGUGAUCAUGGCAGGCUCAGGCCGCGUGGCUGAUGUCAUCGCCCAGGUGGCCAACCUACCCAUCUCUGAGAUCACCGUCUCCCUGAUCCAGAAGAAACUGAGCAUGUUCUUCCAGGAAAUGGAUAUCUUCAGAGAAAUCAGGAUCGUGGAGUGGACCAAAAAGAUCCAAGACAUUGUCCGGAGGAGGCAGCUGCUGACCGUCUUCCGGGAGGGCAAGGAUGGCCAGCAGGACAUGGACGUGGCCAUUCUGCAGGCCUUACUAAAGGCCUCUCGGAGCCACGACCACUUUGGCCAUGAGAACUGGGAUCACCAGCUGAAGCUAGCAGUGGCUUGGAACCGCGUGGACAUUGCACGGAGCGAGAUCUUCACUGAUGAGCGGCAGUGGAAGCCUUCAGAUCUGCACCCCAUGAUGGCCGCUGCCCUCAUCUCCAACAAGCCUGACUUUGUGAAGCUCUUCCUGGAGAACGGGGUGCAUCUGAAGGAGUUUGUCACUCAGGAUACCCUACUCUACCUGUAUGAGAACCUGGCACCCUCCUGCCUGUUCUACUUCAAGCUCCAGAAGGUGCUGGCCGAGGAGCCCAAGCGCCUGGCCAGCGCCCCUGGCGUGCCCCGCCUGCAGAUGCAUCAUGUGGCACAGGUGCUGCGUGAGUUGCUGGGAGACUUCACGAAGCCACUCUACCCCCAGCCCCAGCACAGUGACCGGCCACGACUCUCCCUCCCUGUGCCACACAUCAAGCUCAAUGUGCAGGGAGUGAGUCUCCGGUCCCCCUGCAAGCAAUCGCCAGGGCACGUCACCUCCACCAUGGACCCUGUCCGUGACCUGCUCAUUUGGGCCAUCAUCCAGAACCGCCAGGAGCUGGCGGAAAUCAUCUGGGCUCAGAGCCAGGACUGCACCAUGGCAGCCUUGGCCUGCAGCAAGCUUCUGAAGGAGCUGUCCAAGGAGGAGGAGGACACGGACAGCUCAGAGGAGAUGCUGGCACUGGCGGAGGAGUAUGAGCUGAAAGCCAUCGGGGUCUUCACUGAGUGCUACCGGAAGGACGAGGACCGGGCCCAGAAGCUGCUCAUCCGCGUGUCAGAGGCCUGGGGGAAGACCACCUGCCUGAAGCUUGCUCUUGAAGCAAAGCACAUGACCUUCGUGUCUCACGGAGGCGUCCAGGCCUUCCUGACCAAGGUGUGGUGGGGCCAGCUCUGCGUGGACAACGGGCUGUGGCGGGUGACAUUGUGCAUGCUGGUCUUCCCACUGGUCUUCACCGGCCUCAUCUCCUUCAGGGAAAAGAGGCUGCAGCAUGAGAAUGGCCUGGCCCGAGUCCGUGCCUUCUUCAACGCGCCCGUGGUCAUCUUCCUCCUCAACAUACUCUCCUACUUUGCCUUCCUCUGGCUCUUCGCCUAUGUGCUGAUGGUGGACUUCCAGGCCACGCCCUCCUGGCGCGAGUGUGUCAUCUACUGCUGGCUCUUCUCGCUGGUGUGUGAGGAGGCUCGGCAGCUCUUCUAUGACCCCGACGGGUUUGGGCUGCUGAAGGUGGCCUCCUUGUACUUCAGCAACUUCUGGAAUAAGCUGGAUGUUGGAGCCAUCCUGCUCUUCAUAGCAGGGCUGACCUGCAGGCUCAUUCCAGCAACGCUGUACACCGGACGGGUCAUCCUGUCCCUGGACUUCAUCAUGUUCUGCCUCCGGCUGAUGCACAUCUUCACCGUCAGUAGGAUUCUGGGGCCCAAGAUAAUCAUCGUGAAGCGGAUGAUGAAGGACAUCUUCUUCUUCCUCUUCCUGCUGGCGGUGUGGGUCGUGUCCUUUGGGGUGGCCAAGCAGGCCAUUCUCAUCCACAAUGAGAGCCGGGUGGACUGGAUCUUCCGAGGGGUCGUCUACCACUCAUACCUCACCAUCUUUGGGCAGAUCCCGGCUUACAUUGAUGGAGUGAACUUCAACCCCGAACAGUGCAGCCCCAACGGCACAGAUCCCUACAAGCCCAAGUGCCCGGAGAGUGAUGUGACCCUGCACAAGCCUGCCUUCCCUGAGUGGCUGACGGUCAUCCUGCUCUGCCUGUAUCUGCUCUUCACCAACAUCCUUCUGCUCAACGUUCUCAUCGCCAUGUUCAACUACACAUUUCAGCAGGUCCAGGAGCACACAGACCAGAUCUGGAAGUUUCAGCGCCAUGACCUGAUCGUGGAGUACCACGGCCGGCCCCCGGCCCCACCACCCUUCAUUCUCCUCAACCACGUGCAGCUCCUGGUCAAUAGGGUCAUCCUCAAGAUCCCACCCAAGAGGCACACGCAGCUCAAAGACAAGCUGGAGAAGAAAGAGGAGGCAGCUCUCCUGUCCUGGGAGAUCUACCUGAAAGAGAACUACCUGCAGAACCAGCAGUACCAGCUGAAGCAGAGGCCUGAGCAGAGGAUCCAAGACAUUGGCAAUAAGGUCGACACCAUGGUGGAGCUGCUGGACAUGGAUCGAACGAAGAGGUCAGGCUCCUUGGAGCAGAGACUGACCUCCCUGGAGGAGCAGAUGGCCCAGACAGCCAGAGCGCUGCACUGGAUUGUGAGGGCCCUAAGGGAUGGCGGCUUCGGCUUCGGGGUGGAAGCCCCGGCUUCAGCCCCCCAGAAGGCCCCUGAGGAGCAGGACCUAGCACCGGGCAGCAGGCAGAAGGUGGAGGACCAGGAUGACCUGUACCAUGUGAACGCCCGUCACCUCCUCUACCCCAGCUCCCCAGUCCCACGCUUCCCCGUACCCGAUGAGAAGGUACCCUGGGAGAUGGAGUUUGUGAUCUACGACCCUCCCUUCUACACGGCUGAGAGGAAGGACAAGGCAGUUGUGGACCCUGUGGGGAGCUCCCUGGAGCUGCUGUCCAAGAUCAAUUACAACACUAUGGAUGGGCUGGUGGACCGCCGGAGCUUCCAUGGCCCCUACGCAGUCUGCGACGGCCUUCCCUUAAACCCCAUGGGCCGCACGGGGCUGCGUGGGCGUGGGAGCCUCCGCUGCUUCGGACCCAACCAUGCACUGCACCCGGUCGUCACCAGGUGGCGACGGAACCAGGACGGGGCCAUCUGCAGGAAGGGCAUCAAGAAGAUCCUGGAGGUGCUGGUGAUCAAGCACUCGCUGUCAGAGCACUGGGCGCUGCCGGGGGGCUCCCGGGAACCAGGGGAGACGCUGCCCCGGAAGCUGAAGUGUGUCCUGCAGCAGGAGUUCUGGCCGUCCUUCGAGAGCCUGUUGAAGCAAGGGGUGGAGGUGUACAAAGGUUACGUGGAUGACCCGAGGAACACGGACAAUGCCUGGAUCGAGACAGUGGCUAUCAGCAUCCACUUCCAGGACCAGAAUGAUGUGGACCUGCAGCAGCUGAACUCUCACCUGCACUCCCACGACCCCGAGGUGUCCUUCCGCUGGCAGGUGGUGGACAGGUGCAUCCCGCUGUAUGCCAACCACAAGACCAUCCUCCAGAAGGUGGCCACUCUGUUUGGAGCAUACUACUGACCGGGACUAUGUGGCUGCGGCUGGCAGCAAGGCCUGCUGUUGAUGCUGGGCUCACCCCCGGAUCUCGGCCCUGCGUGGGUGGGUCCUGGCACCCCUUGUGGUCACCUCGAGUUGGCUAGUCAAUGGCUCCUGAACUGAGGAAGUAUCAAGGCACCUCAAGAGGCAGACCCAAGGGAGGGGGAUGGGCCUGGCUCUGGCACCCAGCAGUUACCCAGAGUUGAGGGGCACCAGGACCACACCAGCUGGGUGUUGGCCAGUCACUGGCUGGGCCGAAGUCAGUUCACUUCCUAGUCUUAUCUUCUCAAGGAGUAUCUCCAUCAUAGGCCACAGCCCAGGUUUCCUCCUCUUUCACCUGGCCUGUGAGGACCUGGGAUGUUGUCCCUGGCUGGGGCUGGGCAGUGUGUGCUUGCUACGGCUCCCCAACCUGGCUGCCAGGUGAGCCUCUGCAGGGCAGGCAGGCAGGAGAUGUUACCCAGCCUGGCCUGCCUCAAAGUUGCAGGGAAGUCUCUGCUGUGUUUCUCAACAUGAGGCAUCCGUGUUCUGGGAGGCACGGGCAGGUGAGCAAGCCUCAGACAGGAGCCGGCAGACCCAACAUGCAACAGAGAGGCAAGCUUGACUCUGCCAGGCCCUCCCGCACGGCCCUCCGGCCUCCUCCUUCCCUCUCAGCUCUGUCAAGGGGAUGGUGGCUGGCCAGCUUGAUUUUGGUGUCAGGGACACAUCUAAGCAUUCCCACCAGGAGCCAAUGGGACGGGGAAUGUUUCAAGGACCCAACAUUAAAUUGGCUCUCUUGCUGCCUGUCCA